AUGUCUGAAGCUGAAUUACCUUACUGUGAUCCUGUGGAUCAGAAUUUGAAGUCGACGGAAGGUAUUGCACCAACAGAAGAUUCCCACAAUUCAACAGUCUUGAAAGAUACAACAAAUAUAAUUACUCCAACUGAUCCAAAAUCUAUUGCAAAUUCUAAUGCUGGUGAAGGUUUAACAGACGAUAAAUUGCAACACGUCAAAGUUUCUCAUUGGGAUGCUGAAGAAUUAAGAUAUUUUUGUCAAAAACUGGCUGGACUUUCAGAAUAUAAAGUUCCAAAUAAGAGUAGACUAAAUAUGGAAGGAAGAAAGUUGUUGGGAGAUUACAUGUCUCAAAGAUUCCCAUUAGCAGCCAAGGCUAAAAAAUUUGAACCUCAAAAGAUUGAACAUGAACUUUCAUUAUUAGUGGAUGAUUAUAUCAAUGGGUUUUUAGCUGUCAAGCAACAUUCAACCAACUCAACAUAUUCACCUGAAUUGAAUCAUUUUGUUUACAAUACAAUGAAUCCAGUUGAAACAGAGGAAUAUAAAGAAGCAUUGACAAAUGAAAUCCUGAACCUUACAGCCACACCUCAUGAAAAAAGGGAAAGGCUCAAAAGAACAAGAAUCCAUAGAAUGUUUCAUGAUGAUGUCUCAAUCUAUCUUGAUGUUGGUAAAUUCUUAGGUAUUGACAACAAUGAACAAUAUAAAACCACUAGUGUCAAUUCCCCACCGCCACAACAACAAGCAGGGCCUGUAAACCAAUGUGAUAGCAUGAAUGAAUGGAUUGAGCAUUUGAAAAUGAAUGAAGAAAAAGAACAAGCUGUAUUUCUUUCAUUUUUGAAAUAUUUACUUUCAGAGGAAAUGAUUACAAGAGAUGAUCUAUUUAAAUUGAUAAUGAAUACUAAACCUACUGAUCCAUUAAUGAUACUUUGCACCAAUGAAAAUAUAGGUAUUGAUGAAAAAUUGACAAUGCUUAGAGAAGAUUUGGCUAGAUUGCAAUAG
Molecule: messenger RNA, 978 nt
Organism: Hansenula anomala
Lineage: Eukaryota; Fungi; Ascomycota; Saccharomycetes; Phaffomycetales; Wickerhamomycetaceae
Exons: 1
Coding region: 1-978 (325 amino acids)
Source: RefSeq, a predicted model, not a curated record